This is a messenger RNA of Thamnophis sirtalis, 1454 nucleotides long. NCBI's taxonomy places the organism in Eukaryota, Metazoa, Chordata, Lepidosauria, Squamata, Natricidae. The record is from RefSeq and is a predicted model, not a curated record.
UUCCCGCAGGCUCAGCAUUCAGUGACCACAGGCUGAUUAUUGUAGGUAAAGUAAUGGACGGGAGAGCAGAGAUGGAGGUGAUAAGAAGCACAAAAGGAAAUGCAACUGGGGAUGUCAGUGUCCAUUUGGUAGCCAGUGAAAAUACUGUGCAAAAUGCCCACUUACCAGCAACUACCUUCAUCAUACCAGCAACCACAACUACUAUAACCCUUCCAGUGAACACCUUAGAAAUUCAGCGAUUCCCCCGCGAAGCCCAGAAAAACAUGGGGACAGAGAGGCCAAGAGAGGGUGUGGGGAACGAGCCCAUCACAGCAACAGUCAUCCCUCAGAUCAGUGGAGUGCAGAUUUGCAACACCAUCCGGGAUCUGGAAUGGAAAGAUGGGAUUGCCACUUUGCCUGGGAGCAACCUAAGGUUUCGAAUAAACGAAUAUGGGACAGUGAAAGUAGUUAGUGCUGACAAACCUUCACCUGCAGAACCCAUACAGGAAUGUCAGCCGGAAAGAAAUGGGGAUGAUGGAGGGGUACUUACCUGCAAGGGCAAUCCAAUCAGGACUCCAGAAUCAGAUAUUCCAGAGCCUCUUAAACUUCCAACGGUGGACAACCUAUACCACUGCAAUACCUGUGGCCGAAGAAAUAUUUCUGGGUCAACCCAGGAAGGCCGGGCAUUUUGUAGUGAGAACUGUCACCGGCAGUUCAAAGAAAGGUCUGUCAUUGUGGAGAAUUCUGCUGGCAUCACUAACACUACUGAACUUCUCAAGCCAGUAAAGAAACGGAAGAGGAAAGAUUAUCAGAGCCCUUCAGAGGAGGAAGAGGAAGAAUCAGAACAAAUGGAACUAAAGCAGGAGGAGAUAAAUGGUUCAGGAGGAGAACUUCCUGCUGUUAAUAAUAGUAAUGAAGAAUGGAAUGCCGAUCAGUUUGUUUCCAGUGAAAAGGCAGAAAGUUGGACCUGGGCAUCAUACUUAGAAGAACAAAAAGCCACAGCUGCUCCUUUAAAUUUGUUCCAAGAACACCAGUCAAUUACCCCAAAUAAGAAUGGCUUCAAAGUAGGAAUGAAACUGGAAGGCAUAGAUCCUCAGCAUCCCUCAAUGUAUUUUAUUCUCACUGUAGCAGAGGUAUGUGGCUACAGGAUGCGGCUUCAUUUUGAUGGCUAUUCUGAAUGCCAUGAUUUUUGGCUGAAUGCUGACUCUCCCAAUAUUCAUCCUGCUGGCUGGUUUGAGAAAACAGGACACAAACUUCAACCUCCCAAAGGUUACAAGGAAGAUGAAUUCAGCUGGGCCAAUUACCUGAAGAUUACCAAAGCUCAGGCAGCUCCCAAACAUCUCUUUGCAAGUCCAGACAGUGUGAGUGGCUGCUGCUUUAUUUUACAAAUCAAUCCCUUUUGUUCCCUCUUGAAACAGUAUAAAGAGAGCCUGACUUGUAUUCCACAAUAAUACUUCACUUGAUGUCUGUGUUCC